UCUCCCCCCACUCUUUCGUUAUCUAACGCGAAUUAUUGUUGAACAUCUCCACCAAUGCCGACCUCAAUUAUGUCUACUUCUUCCAGUAUCAUUCCUCAUCUUUCUCCUCCUAUUACCUAUUGUUCUUUUUCGUCUUCUUCCACCCUUAGAGGCAUCUCUCUCUCUUUCUUCCCCAGAAAUCCAUCUCUGAAAACACCUCUAUCGAUGAACAAACGAACCAACUUAAGCGUCCGAUCAGCAGUAGCCAUUGAGAAAGAGACUCCACAGGAUGAACGCCCAGAUACAUUUCUCCGUGAAUCCGAUGGUCCAUCGUCCUCCGUUAGGGCUCGCUUCGAGAAAAUGAUCAGAGAUGCUCAAGAUGAUGUCUGCACGGCCAUAGAGGCCGUGGAUGGCGGCGGCAAGUUCAAGGAAGAUGUGUGGUCGAGGGCCGGCGGUGGUGGCGGUAUCAGCAGAGUUUUGCAGGACGGUGGGGUGUGGGAGAAAGCUGGUGUUAAUGUGUCUGUUGUGUAUGGAAUGAUGCCCCCUGAAGCUUAUAGAGCUGCCAGGGGUGAGAAUGCGGUGGAGAAGCCCGGCCCUGUACCCUUUUUCGCAGCCGGAAUCAGUUCGGUUUUGCACCCUAAGAACCCUUUUGCGCCAACUUUACACUUUAACUAUCGGUACUUUGAAACAGAUGCUCCAAAAGAUGCUCCUGGAGCACCUAGACAGUGGUGGUUUGGUGGAGGCACUGAUUUGACUCCUGCCUAUAUCUUCGAGGAGGAUGUCAAACACUUUCAUACGGUUCAAAAAAAUGCCUGUGACAAAUUUGAUCCAAGUUUCUACCCCAGAUUCAAGAAAUGGUGCGAUGAUUAUUUCUUUAUUAAGCAUCGAGGUGAAAGACGUGGGCUUGGAGGAAUAUUUUUUGAUGAUCUUAAUGACUAUGAUCAAGAGAUGCUUCUUGCCUUUGCAUCUGAAUGUGCAAAUUCUGUAGUUUCUGCGUACUUACCAAUUAUUGAGCGACGGAAGGAUAUGCCAUUUACAGAUCGGCAUAAGGCAUGGCAGCAAUUACGAAGGGGACGCUAUGUGGAAUUCAACUUGGUUUAUGAUCGAGGUACGACAUUUGGACUAAAGACAGGAGGCCGUAUUGAGAGUAUUCUUGUUUCUCUCCCACUCACAGCACGAUGGGAAUAUGACAAUAAACCAGAAGAGGGAAGUGAAGAAUGGAAAUUAUUAGAUGCCUGCAUCAACCCUAAGGAAUGGAUCUGACGUCCGAAGGAU
Molecule: messenger RNA, 1254 nt
Organism: Telopea speciosissima
Lineage: Eukaryota; Viridiplantae; Streptophyta; Magnoliopsida; Proteales; Proteaceae
Product: oxygen-dependent coproporphyrinogen-III oxidase, chloroplastic-like
Exons: 8
Coding region: 55-1242 (395 amino acids)
Cellular component (GO): chloroplast stroma; cytoplasm
Molecular function (GO): coproporphyrinogen oxidase activity
Source: RefSeq, a predicted model, not a curated record